Drosophila sulfurigaster albostrigata is the source of this 3293-nucleotide messenger RNA. RefSeq lists its product as uncharacterized. The record is from RefSeq and is a predicted model, not a curated record. Gene Ontology annotation, molecular function: zinc ion binding; translation regulator activity; single-stranded RNA binding. The transcript has 2 exons. NCBI's taxonomy places the organism in Eukaryota, Metazoa, Arthropoda, Insecta, Diptera, Drosophilidae. Gene Ontology annotation, biological process: positive regulation of cytoplasmic translation. Gene Ontology annotation, cellular component: cytoplasm. The coding region runs from base 321 to 1703 and encodes 460 amino acids.
GGUGCACUUUGACAUUUUGGCAACUGCGCAGUUGUGAGUGCACAUUGGCACAUUGUUACUGCGCAGUUGUGAGUGCGUGUCGGCAUAUCGACACUGCGUUGUUGUGUGUAUGCGUGUUAAUAUUGCAUCAUCCUUUCUGUGUGUUGUGAUUGGUUGUCUGCAUUUUGUAGUUUUAAGAAAAGUCGUUAAUGCGGGGCGACAGCGUGUCGCCGCUGUCGCCGAGUGUGGUUCGAUGGCUCAGGCGUAGACAGUGAGACGAUCGAGAGGGCAGUGUGCUCUAGAAUUCGCCUGUGAAAGCAUCGGAACGCGCUUCGCUGAAAAUGGACAAUCAAGCUACGGCAGAUCAAACUUCGACAUCAGAAGUGGGAUUCGGCCCUGAACAAUCUACUGCAAGGGAUGUCUUCGCGUUGCUAGAGCAGCAAAACAGAAAUUUUUUGGCAUUGCUUAAGGGGCUACAGACGCCGGCGAGCGAGGUGCAACCUAGUAGCGAGAUCUGCUUGCCAAAAUACAAUCCGGACAUUGCGGGUGUAGACGCCACGCAGUGGGCCGCUACAGUCGAUAUAAUUUUACGAACAAAACCGUUGAGUGACAGCGCGCUAAUAUUAGUGUUGAGUAAAGCCUUGGAAGGCUCAUCGGCCCAGUGGUUAUCACAAAUUUGUUACCCAGGAAUAACCUGGCCACAGUUCCGGCAAUUAUUUGAGCAGCGUUACGAAACAUCGGAGACGCCAGCCGCUGUCAUUUCGAAUCUACUUAGCAGCCGUCCAAGCAAUGGUGAAAGCUUGCCCGUUUAUGCGAGUCGCUGCGUGACGUCACUAUGUACAAAACUCCGAAAUUUGAGUUCAGAACAAAUUGCCAUCGCGUUGGUUCUGGGACACAUGGGUAAUUUCGACCGACGUUUGCAGCGGACGCUACAUACAACGCAUAUAACUAGUCGACGAGAACUGCAAGCGGAGUUGCAAGCGUUCUCGGCACUGAGAGAACGUCCUGUCAUGUCAAAUGGGGAACCAGAGGCCAAGCGUGCUAGAACCAUGGAAAUCAAAUGCUACCAAUGUGGAAAACCUGGCCAUAAGAAACAAGACUGCAAAUCUGGAAAGAGUACUCAGGCUCCGGCAACUGCGAGGGAGUGGCGUGCAGGGCAGCCUCGACUUGGAAGGGCUAAUGUGAUAUGCUACAGAUGUCAGGAGCCAGGACACAUUGCCACAAAUUGCCCGAAUAAAAAGCAGAGUACCGGAUCGGGAACGAAAUCGGAAAAAAGAGUGGAGCUGUGCGCUGUAGGGGAGCCUCAAUCGAGUAUGCUGGUAAAUGGUGAGAAAUUUCCAAUUACAUUUGACUCGGGAGCCGAGUGCUCAUUAGUUAAAGAAAGCAUAUCUAAUAAGAUAGUUGGUAAGAGGAUUCAUAAUGUUAUCUCGUUAAAGGGAAUAGGUAAUGCCAAUAUUUGUAGUACUGUACAAAUUGAAUCAAACAUCAUGAUUGACGGUAACUCGUUGGUUGUUUUGUUCCAUGUAGUGCCAGAUGAAUGCAUGAAGAAUAAUAUUGUAAUUGGCAGAGAGAUAUUGGCUCAAGGGUUCUUAGUGGAAGUUGCGUACGAUAAUUUUAAGAUUGUCCAAAGUAAAGUUGUAAACAUUUGCGAAACCUAUCAACCCACUAAUUUCGAUGCCAUUGAAACUGAAAUGCUUGGAAAAGAAAAAGAAAUUUUAAUAUAAUUAUUGAAACAAUACUCAAAAUCUUUUAUUGAAGGCACUCCGCAAACGCGGGUGGAUACUGGGGAAAUGCAUAUUCGUUUGAUUGAACCAACUAAGACCGUGCAAAGGCGACCAUACAGAUUUAGUCCAAGCGAAAGGGAGUUAGUACGUGCUAAAAUUAAAGAAUUAAUCGAGUAUAAAGUUAUCAGACCUAGUAGUUCACCAUUUGCUAGUCCUGCAUUAUUAGUAAAGAAGAAAAAUGGUUCAGCAAGACUUUGUGUUGAUUAUAGAGAAUUGAAUAAAAAUACUGUAGCUGAUAAGUUCCCAUUACCGUUGAUAUCAGAACAAAUAGCUAGACUUAGGGGAGCUAAAUAUUUUACUUCUCUUGAUAUGGCUAGCGGGUACUACCAGAUUGCAAUGCACCCUGAAUCGAUUGAGUAUACUGCUUUUGUUACUCCUGAUGGGCAGUAUGAAUUUCUUUCAAUGCCUUUCGGAUUAAAGAACGCACCCUCAGUUUUUCAAAGAGCUGUAUUGAAAGCACUUGGAAGCCUUGCUCAUACGUUUGUAAUUGUUUAUAUGGACGAUAUAUUAAUUGUUUCAGAAACUAAGGAAGAAGCGUAUGAGCGAUUGCAACAGGUAUUAAGCGUUCUGGUGAAGGCUGGGUUCUCUUUUAACAUUUCGAAGUGCUUUUUCUUAAGCUCUACAAUUCGCUACCUUGGCUAUGAGAUAACAGCGGGGAGAUACGCCCAAACUUAAGCAAGAUAGAAUCUCUUGUGGCGUUGCCUCCACCAAAGUCAGUUGCUUCUUUAAGACAGUUUAUUGGAUUAGCGUCAUAUUUUCGUCAAUUUAUUCCGGGGUUUUCUCAACUGAUGAAGCCUUUAUAUUUUCUCACGUCCGAAAAAAAUAGUUUUGAAUGGCAAACACAGCAUGAGGAAAUUCGCAGUAAAAUAAUCGGCGUAUUAACAAACAAGCCUGUUUUGAUUAUUUUUGACCCUCAGUUUCCGAUAGAACUGCAUACCGACGCCAGCUCGAUUGGCUAUGGUGCUAUUCUUUUACACCGAAUAAAUUCAAAGCCUCAUAUGGUUGAAUAUUAUAGUAGAGCAACUAGCUCCUGUGAGUCCAGAUACACAUCCUACGAGUUGGAAACCCUGGCUGUCGUAAAUGCAGUAAAACAUUUUCGUCUCUAUUUGCAUGGGAGAAAAUUCGUGAUUUUUACUGAUUGUAAUUUAAUCAAAUCUUCGCGUAAUAAAGUCGAGUUGUCACCUAGGGUUUAUCGUUGGUGGGAGUUUCUACAAACAUUUGAAUUCGAAAUUGAAUAUAGAGAAGGUAAACGCAUGGCACAUGUAGACUUUUAUCUAGGAAUCCGGUGUGUCAAAAGUCAGUAUCAAGAAAAACAGAAGAGAAACGAAUUGACUUAACAGAAAUAUCAGAAAACUGGAUUUUGGUGGAACAACAAAAGGAUCCAGAAAUAUUAGAAAUCAUCAAAUGUUUUGUAUAGAAAGAUCCAGAGAAAUUCAAAAACUCGUUGUUUACCUGUAGUUCCUCGUGCGUUCCGUUGGUCAGUUAUAAAUCAGGUACAUGAGUCUAUCAUGCAUAUAGGUUGGCAGAAAA